GAAAAAACUUUCCUCUUCUUCUCUUUCUGUGGAACUCUGUUGCCACAACUACAAACAAUAAUCCCAUUCAUAUUUCUUCACAGAUCUCCUUCAGCUCUCUGCUUCCAUUCUUCAAAUCUUCAAUCUCCUUCACAGGUUUCAGUUUGAUUUCACAUUUCCAUGGCAAAUGCCUGGAAAAAAGACAAACCCCACAAACUACUUUCCCCUGUUCCACUCUUCUUUCUCUUUUCUUUCUCUAUCCUCAUCAUCUUCUUCUUCCUCUUCAACAACUCCAGCUCUUCACAUCAAUCCACUCCUAGUUUCACAAUCAAACCCCAUUUCCCAUUUCGAUCAAUUUCCCCUUUCGACUGCUUCAAAUGCCCUCAAUCCUACCCUGUGAUUGCCAACGUUGUGGAAGGAGUUCGAUACCCGUUUCUGUUCUCGAUUGCAGAUUUGGGAAAUUUGCCUGAUAAACCCCAUAAGAACAUUGUUCGGAUGCUUAAAGGAAAACCCUUUCGGAAGCCGGACAUUUCAGUCACGAUUCAAGAGGUUUUGGAGAAGAUGAAGGGUGAUUCCGGUAAUGGGUUUGUUGUUGAUGUGGGUGCUAAUGUGGGAAUGGCGAGUUUUGCUGCUGCUGCGAUGGGGUUUCGUGUUCUGGCAUUUGAGCCAGUUUUUGAAAAUUUGCAGAGAAUUUGUGAUGGGAUUUAUCUGAAUAGGGUUGGGGAAUUGGUGAAUGUGUUUGAGGCUGCUGCAUCUGACAGGCUUGGGAAUAUCACUGUUCAUAAGUUGGUUGGUCGGCUUGACAACAGUGCAGUUUCAGCAACUGGUGCAAAGCUGGCAUUCAAAUCGAAUGAAGAAAUAGCAGUACAAGUGAAGUCAAUUCCACUAGAUGAAGUAAUCCCGGAUUCAGAACGAGUGCUUCUAAUAAAGAUCGAUGUUCAAGGAUGGGAAUAUCAUGUGCUAAAAGGGGCAAAGGGAAUUUUGUCAAGGAAGGGCACUGAAGCUCCAUAUCUCAUCUAUGAGGAAGAUGAAAAGCUGUUGAAGGCUAGUAAUAGUAGUUCAAGGGAGAUCAGAGAAUUCCUUCAUUCUGUAGGUUACCACCAUUGCACUCAACACGGUACAGAUGCACAUUGCACAAAGACUGGUUGAAAUUCUUUUGCAAUGCAUGCUCAAAGAACAACAAACAUGCACUCAAGAUCAUUUCUCAUGAAGAAAAUAUGAGGCGCGUUGUUUGCCUUCUCAUCUGACAAUCAAACAUUGUAUGAGAACCGUCUUGCUAAAGAGCCAUUUUCAUCUCAACUGCUUAGAUGAAGCAUGUAGCAGGCAUUUUUUUUGUAUAUGGAUCGAGUUAUUGUAUGCGGAAGAAGCUGCAAUUGGGACCUGCAUUUUGAAGUGAUAAUCGGGUUUGAUGAAUCAAACUGUUUCAAACUUUCUUUCGCCUCACAUUCAAUGUUUCUAGUUCCUGAUUAGCUUCUUCAGUUUGUUGUUAGUUGUUAGUUGAUCUUGUUGUAGAUGGUAACUUCCAUUUUAUCACUAGAUUAAGAAAAA
Molecule: messenger RNA, 1527 nt
Organism: Cucumis sativus (cucumber)
Lineage: Eukaryota; Viridiplantae; Streptophyta; Magnoliopsida; Cucurbitales; Cucurbitaceae
Exons: 2
Coding region: 160-1128 (322 amino acids)
Source: RefSeq, a predicted model, not a curated record